AUGGCGUUUGAGCCCCAGGGCCGGGGUGUAUUGGCAGUUGGUGGGACCCCAAUCCAGGAGUAUGAUUUGUCGGAUGAAGAUGACAACUUCAAUGAGGGGGAGAGAGAAAGAAAAAGAAUCCGCAGCCACCGCAGCUUGCCCGGGGUGAUGAUGGGGGACUUAGCCGCAAAAAACGAAAAAAUAUUUUUGAUUAACGACGUCGCCUUCUCGGGGGACAGCCGCGCCUUCGCUGCAGCAACCUCUCACGGGCUGUAUAUAUACAGCAUAGACCUCCAGGCAUGA
This is a messenger RNA of Eimeria mitis, 282 nucleotides long. Its product is annotated as glutamyl-tRNA synthetase, putative. Bases 1 to 282 code for a protein of 93 amino acids. The transcript is spliced from 4 exons. NCBI's taxonomy places the organism in Eukaryota, Apicomplexa, Conoidasida, Eucoccidiorida, Eimeriidae. The record is from RefSeq and is a predicted model, not a curated record.